Molecule: messenger RNA, 3954 nt
Organism: Cynocephalus volans (Philippine flying lemur)
Lineage: Eukaryota; Metazoa; Chordata; Mammalia; Dermoptera; Cynocephalidae
Gene: NSF
Product: N-ethylmaleimide sensitive factor, vesicle fusing ATPase
Exons: 21
Coding region: 47-2281 (744 amino acids)
Biological process (GO): SNARE complex disassembly; Golgi to plasma membrane protein transport; intra-Golgi vesicle-mediated transport
Cellular component (GO): Golgi stack
Molecular function (GO): ATP hydrolysis activity; ATP binding
Source: RefSeq, a predicted model, not a curated record
GGGUUCUGCCGACAGCGGAGCUGCAGAGCCGGACGUAUCCGCGAAGAUGGCGGGCCGGACUAUGCAAGCUGCAAGAUGUCCUACAGAUGAACUAUCUUUAACCAACUGUACAGUUGUGAAUGAAAAGGAUUUCCAGUCUGGCCAGCACGUGAUAGUGAGGACCUCGCCCAAUCACAGGUACACAUUUACACUGAGGACCCAUCCAUCAGUGGUUCCAGGGAGCAUUGCAUUCAGCUUACAUCAGCGAAAAUGGGCUGGACUUUCUAUUGGACAAGAAAUAGAAGUCUCUUUAUACACAUUUGACAAAGCCAAACAAUGUAUUGGCACAAUGACCAUCGAGAUUGAUUUCCUGCAGAAAAAAAGCAUUGACUCCAACCCUUAUGACACUGACAAGAUGGCUGCAGAAUUUAUUCAACAUUUCAACAACCAGGCCUUCUCAGUGGGACAACAGCUUGUGUUUAGCUUCAAUGAAAAGCUUUUUGGCUUACUGGUGAAAGAUAUUGAAGCCAUGGAUCCUAGCAUCCUAAAGGGAGAGCCUGCAACAGGCAAAAGACGGAAGAUUGAAGUAGGACUGGUUGUUGGAAACAGUCAAGUUGCAUUUGAAAAAGCAGAAAAUUCAUCACUUAAUCUUAUUGGCAAAGCUAAAACCAAGGAAAAUCGCCAAUCUAUUAUCAAUCCUGACUGGAACUUUGAAAAAAUGGGCAUAGGAGGUCUAGACAAGGAAUUUUCAGAUAUUUUUCGACGAGCAUUUGCUUCCCGAGUAUUUCCUCCAGAAAUUGUGGAGCAGAUGGGUUGUAAACAUGUUAAAGGCAUCCUGUUGUAUGGACCCCCAGGUUGUGGUAAGACUCUCUUGGCUCGACAGAUCGGCAAGAUGUUGAAUGCAAGAGAGCCCAAAGUGGUCAAUGGGCCAGAAAUCCUUAACAAAUAUGUGGGAGAAUCAGAGGCGAACAUUCGUAAACUCUUUGCUGAUGCUGAAGAGGAGCAAAGGAGGCUUGGUGCUAACAGUGGUUUGCACAUCAUCAUCUUUGAUGAAAUCGAUGCCAUCUGCAAGCAGAGAGGGAGCAUGGCUGGUAGCACGGGAGUUCAUGACACUGUGGUCAACCAGUUGCUGUCCAAAAUUGAUGGGGUAGAGCAGCUGAACAACAUCCUAGUCAUUGGAAUGACCAAUAGACCAGAUCUGAUAGAUGAGGCUCUCCUUCGACCUGGAAGACUGGAAGUUAAAAUGGAGAUAGGCUUGCCAGAUGAGAAAGGUCGACUACAGAUUCUUCAUAUCCACACAGCAAGGAUGAGAGGGCAUCAGUUACUCUCUGCUGAUGUAGAUAUUAAAGAACUGGCUGUGGAGACCAAGAAUUUCAGCGGUGCUGAAUUGGAGGGUCUGGUGCGCGCAGCACAGUCCACUGCUAUGAACAGGCAUAUAAAGGCCAGUACUAAAGUGGAAGUGGACAUGGAGAAAGCAGAGAGCCUACAGGUGACAAGGGGAGACUUCCUUGCUUCUUUGGAGAAUGACAUCAAGCCAGCAUUUGGCACAAACCAAGAGGAUUACGCAAGUUACAUUAUGAAUGGUAUCAUCAAAUGGGGUGACCCAGUCACUCGAGUUCUAGAUGAUGGGGAACUGCUGGUUCAGCAGACUAAAAACAGUGACCGCACACCACUGGUUAGCGUCCUUCUGGAAGGCCCUCCUCAUAGUGGCAAGACUGCUUUAGCUGCAAAGAUUGCAGAGGAAUCCAACUUCCCCUUCAUCAAGAUCUGUUCUCCUGAUAAGAUGAUUGGCUUUUCUGAGACAGCCAAGUGUCAGGCUAUGAAGAAGAUCUUUGAUGAUGCAUACAAAUCCCAGCUCAGCUGUGUGGUUGUGGAUGAUAUCGAGAGAUUGCUUGAUUAUGUCCCUAUUGGCCCUCGAUUUUCUAAUCUGGUAUUACAGGCUCUUCUUGUAUUACUGAAAAAGGCACCUCCUCAGGGCCGCAAGCUUCUUAUCAUUGGGACCACUAGCCGCAAAGAUGUCCUUCAGGAGAUGGAAAUGCUUAACGCUUUCAGCACCACCAUCCAUGUGCCCAACAUUGCCACAGGAGAGCAGCUGUUGGAAGCUCUGGAGCUUUUGGGCAACUUCAAGGAUAAGGAACGUACCACAAUUGCACAGCAAGUCAAAGGGAAGAAGGUCUGGAUAGGCAUCAAGAAGUUACUAAUGUUGAUCGAGAUGUCUCUACAGAUGGAUCCUGAAUACCGUGUGAGAAAAUUUUUGGCCCUCUUAAGAGAAGAAGGAGCUAGCCCCCUUGACUUUGAGUGAAAAUGGACAAUUCGCAACACACAGUGACCAAGGGAAGUAACCAAGGUGAAGAUGGCCUGCAACCUUCACUUGUCUUACUCAAGAUCCUGGACUAAAUGAGAUGUUCUCUACCUUUACCACGUGCUCGCUGUGCAUGAUGAGUGCAAUAAAACUCCCCUCCUUAUGCUCAUUGAGAUACUCUAGUGUUUUGUGGAAGGUGGAAAUUUGUUUUAGAAUGCUGUGCUUACCUUCCCAUGCAAGCUAAAAUGAUUCCUUCUUACGCAGUCUCUCCGUGUGGGAGACUUACUGUACUUUGAACACUACAGGUUUUAAGCUCUCUACCACCACCCCCCGCCCAGAAAAAAAAACCCCUCUUCAAUAAAUGUAAUGAAUGUUGCAGGACAACAACUUGGUCUAUGAGAAGGUAGACUUUCUACAUGCGAACCAGGAGCCGUGAAUAGGGGUGUGGGUCAGAGGUAUUCUCUUGCAGCUCUCCUGAGCUAACACUAAAGGUUAUUAGGUAUCUGUUUAAAUGUUCUCCCACAAAACUGGUUAUUAUCUUUGCCUAAAGAAACAGAGCUUUGAAUAUUUAAGAUGCUGUUCUCAAUCGUCUUCAGAGAUGUUUCCAAGUUGCAAUCAGGAGAUCUUUCUUAAAAGAAAGUAAUAUUAUUACAGUGUUGGCUGUGACAUUCCCUUAAUGUAACUAAUUUGCUCUGUGGUGAGAGAUAUGCUAAUUAGUAUCACUUGGUAGAUGUUGUUAAAAACGUGUGAAAGAUAUGUGCGGAAAAAGCGUACACCCCUAAACAGAAAGGAGUUAUUAAAAUAAAGUAAUUUACAAACCUCUCGGCACUAAUUAGUGUCCAACUCAAAGUGGGUCAAUUCCUUAGUAUAAUAUUAAAGGCUUGUUAGUAUCAUCACUUUUCUCCUUAGCUUAAUGACUUACUUAAAAUGUAUCCUAUAUUUUAAAUUAUCUGUACUAUCUAGUAUCUAAAUAAGACACUAUUCUCCAGAAAAAUAAAAUGUUUUCUAGCCCUCUGCCCUCUGUCCUUUAAUGUCCAUUCCAAUACAUUGAACACGUUUCCUUUACCCUCUACAUCCUUCUGAAGGAAAAGACUCGUUGAGUCCUUUUGAGGGUGAUUUGUCUUAUAAUUGAGUUAAAAGGAAUUUAAUUAGGUCAUCAUACUUGGUGAUGAGACUUAGGGAGCAUGCCACUCUCUCCCCAUUGCUCCUUCAAGUGCAAAGACAAGCACUCAGAAGCCACCCUCAGGCUCUUAUCACACGUCACUGUGAGGCUUGUUGCCACAGUGGCACUUGGGUGUGGCUCUGUCUCUUGUCCCCAUGGUAGAAGGCAAAUCAUCUCCAAAUCUUGCUGUUUGUAUACUUUUGGUAGAGACCUGUAUGUCAUAGCUACUUUGUUUUGGUUUUCAUCCCUAGCUUAUUUUGUGGCUUUCUAAAAAGUGGACUGUAUUGUGAAAUUCUGUGAUUCCUGGUGGCCAGUAUCCUGGAUUCCUUUUUCUGUUUAAGAUCUUGCCUCUUUCCUUCUCCCAUGAAAGUAGCACACAUUGUGUUAACUUAUGUCUCUUGUUAAAUGAGAUUAAUGUCUGUGUUUUGUCCAAAACUAUAUUGAAAAAUAUAAAUAUUAUAUUGUUUAAUGCAAAUGAAGGAAUGCAAUAAAGAGUAAAUACACUUGAAAA